Pangasianodon hypophthalmus (striped catfish) is the source of this 2850-nucleotide messenger RNA. RefSeq names its product protein disulfide isomerase family A, member 7 (gene pdia7). The transcript is spliced from 13 exons. The record is from RefSeq and is a predicted model, not a curated record. Lineage: Eukaryota; Metazoa; Chordata; Actinopteri; Siluriformes; Pangasiidae. Gene Ontology annotation, cellular component: cell surface; endoplasmic reticulum. Bases 134 to 1603 code for a protein of 489 amino acids. Gene Ontology annotation, molecular function: protein disulfide isomerase activity. Gene Ontology annotation, biological process: response to endoplasmic reticulum stress; protein folding.
AGCAGCCGCCUGUCUGCUCUGUAACACUGAGCUCACUCUGAGCUCCAGCUGGGCUGGUCAUGAGGGUCAUUCCAAAGUUUGUACAACUGACUUCAUUUAAGAAACUGUCCAGUCAACUUGAGUUAUUAUUAAGAUGUAUUUUUCAUAUAUCGCUCUUCUUUGGCUCGGUGUCCUACACAAAGCGGAGGGAAGCGGAGGUGUGCUCGAGCUGAGGGACGCAGAUUUUGAGAGGCGUGUAGCCGAGCACGAGACUCUGCUCGUGCAGUUCUUCGCGCCGUGGUGUGGUCACUGUAAGAGGUUAGCUCCUGAAUAUGAAGCUGCUGCUACCAGACUGAAGAGCACAGUACCCCUAGCAAAGGUUGACUGCACUGCAAACUCUAAGACAUGUGAGAAGUUUGGGGUGAAUGGGUAUCCCACUCUAAAAAUCUUUCGAAAUGGCGAGGAGGCCUCUUCAUACAAUGGUCCUCGGACAGCAGAUGGCAUUGUGAGCUAUAUGAAGAAGCAGGCUGGCCCAAGCUCUGUAGCUCUACACAGUGAAGCUGAGUUGGAUGCUUUCAUAAAUGGUUUUGAUGCCAGUGUUGUGGGCUUUUUCUCAGGACGUGACCAUCUGGAGCUUGCUGAGUUUCUGAAGGCCUCCAGUGCUUUGAGGGACAGCUAUCAAUUUGCCCACGCCACAGACCUGGGAAUAGGACUCAAAUAUGGCAUGGACAGAGAGUGUGUCCUGCUUUUUCGUCCUCCACACAUGAGCAACGUGUUUGAGGAUAGUGUGCUGAAGUUUGCUGACUCUGUCUCAACCUCUACGCUACACACAUUCCUCAAGAACAACAUUUUUGGUCUUUGUCCUCAUCUGACCUCUGAGAACAGAGACAGUCUGAGAUCGAGAGAUCUGCUUACAGCCUAUUACGAUGUUGAUUAUGUGCGGAAUCCAAAGGGUACAAAUUACUGGCGAAACAGGGUGAUGAAAGUGGCGACUCAGUUCGUGUCUCGUGGGCUGAGUUUUGCUGUGGCUGACCGGAGGGAGUUUCAGGAGGAGCUGGAGGAGGAGUUUGGACUGCAGUUGUCUGAUGGGGGAGAGAUGCCCCUCAUCACUAUCAGGACCAGAGCAGGACACAAGUACAUCAUGCAAGAGGAGUUCACAAGAGAUGGCAAAUCUUUGGAGAGGUUUCUGGAGGAUUAUUUUGCCAAUCACUUAAAGAGAUACAUUAAAUCUGAGCCUGUGCCAGAGACGAAUGAUGGUCCUGUCAAGGUUGUGGUGGCUGACACUUUUGACGAGAUUGUGAACAAUCCAGAGAAAGAUGUACUAGUGGAGUUUUAUGCUCCAUGGUGUGGUCAUUGUAAAAAUCUGGAGCCUACAUAUACUGAGCUUGGAGAAAAGCUGUCUGGUGAUUCCCACAUUGUCAUUGCUAAGAUGGAUGCCACUGCCAACGAUAUUCCUCCAAAUUAUGAUGUACAAGGCUUCCCAGCAAUUUACUUUGCUCCUGCUGGACAAAAAGACCAACCGAGGCGUUAUGAGGGUGGACGUGAGGUCAAUGACUUCAUCAGCUACCUGAAGAAAGAAGCUACAAAUCCACUGGUCUUUGGCAAUCUAAGGGAUGACCUGUGAAUUUGACCUGACGAUGAGAAAAGUUCAACAGAUGAUAUUUGUUGACGUGGUGGACAAAGAGACAACACGAGUGUUAUUUUUUCCCCAAUUUAGCACUGAUUUUUUUUUUCCCCAGCAAUAAUGAUACAUACUUUUCAUACUUUAUAUAUAAUUUGUAAAAGAUUUUUGUGUUAUGUUGUGUUACAUAUAAUAAUAAUCUCCUAAUAUAUAAUAAUAAUAAUAAUAAUAAUAAUAAUAAUAAUAAUAAUAAUAAUCUCCUAAUAAUCACUAAUUAUAUAUAAUUAGUGUCAAGGACGAAAUAUCUAAUCUGUGAUUUUUAGAUAUCUUGGUAUUUGAGAUCAGAACUAUGGAAAAUAUUUGAUUACAGAUUUGCUAGAUUUUGAUUAACUCAGCUCAAUUUUUAUUUAUUUAUAUAUAUUUUGAAAUUGUGUCUUAAGACUAAGGGACAUGGGUAUGGCAUAUUGUGAUUGCCACACAUUGUGAAUUUGGUAUGCCCUGCAAUAUGUUAAUGGAAUUUGGUGAAUAUGUAAUGUGUCACAGGUCAGAACUGUCCUGCAUUCAUUUGAACAAUUUAUUUUCUUCUUUUUUUAAAUCAUUUGCAUCUUUUGCAUUUGUAUUUAUCAAAAUGCCAAUGUUUUAUUCGGAAAUUGUAAAAAUUCACUAAAACAUUGUGGUUUGUAAGACUGCUUAUUUGCAUGUUGUUGACUAACAUGAUCUCUGUAUUGCAAAAGUCAUUGUCAAAGUCAGUGAACAAACAAUAUAUUGUUUAGCCCUUCUCUAGAAGAACAAUUAUGCCAACAGUUUAAUGUGCUUUUUCAGUUACGCUGAGCACUUACGUAAUGUGUUUAUUCUAGUAAUGCGUUUGGUAGUUUACAUUUAUAUAGUUAUAUCUAUAUAUUUAGUAUUUAGCAUGCAACACUGUUUAACCUAUGUAGCACUAAUUUGUAACAGACUGCUAAAAAAAAACAGACUGUGUAAAAGAGCAGUAAAAUUACUAGGCAUUUACACUUUAUUGUUUGAAUCUGGGAGAAAUCUGUUUUGAUGCAACACUUUGGUCAAAUGGAAAACAUACCUCAGAUCUUUUGCAUGAGGAAAUUACUACACACUUAAUGUGAAACUGCUCGGACUCAGCACUACCUCUUCACACACACUGUACUGUAUUUGGCUUCAUUCUCUACGUCUGCAGAUGAAAUAAAAAAAAAUAAAUAAAAAAAAAGAUGUGGAUCCCCUCGUUCAUACAGUGUGCU